Lepisosteus oculatus (spotted gar) is the source of this 2434-nucleotide messenger RNA. It is a transcript of the gene mrps27, whose product is annotated as mitochondrial ribosomal protein S27. Lineage: Eukaryota; Metazoa; Chordata; Actinopteri; Semionotiformes; Lepisosteidae. Gene Ontology annotation, molecular function: protein binding. Gene Ontology annotation, cellular component: mitochondrion. The record is from RefSeq and is a predicted model, not a curated record.
GACAAGUCAGUCUCCAAAUUUAAAUGUAACGGACCGCGUAUUUUACACGAUCAAGGAAAAAAGUAAAUACUGUACAUCGGAACAUUGGCAAGAGCCCAAAGUAACUGCAACAGAACAUCUCAGACAUGUGCUAAAAAAAUCUGCUAGAAGAUACCUUUUGUCACCGGCAUACACAGAUACUGCAAAAUGGGAAGGGAGACGGAAAGACCCUCAAAACCUGGCUGAAUUAGCAUUUCUAAUGGACAAGACUUAUGAGAGGAAGUUGCCUGUCAGCUCCUUAACCAUAGCACGGUUUGUUGACAACAUAUCCUCAAGAGAAGAGAUUGAUCAUGCGGAGUAUUAUCUGUACAAGUUUCGUCAUAGUCCAAAUUGCUGGUACCUCAGAGAAUGGACCACGCACAGCUGGGUUAGACAAUGUCUGAAGUAUGAGGCCCGUGACAAGGCACUACACACCCUGAAGAAUAAGGUGCAAUAUGGAAUAUUUCCAGAUGACUUCACAUUUAAUUUGCUGAUGGAUUCCUUUUUAAAGGAUAAAGAUUAUGAAGGUGCUUUCUCUGUGGUGGUGGAAGUGAUGUUGCAAGAGGCUUUUGAUCUGCCCUCGACUCAGAUUUUGUCACUACACGCUCUGACCAAGUAUUUAGAAACCAAGCCUGAAUUCAAGUGGGAACAGGAGAGAAACCUUGGGGCCGCGUUUCUGAUUGCAGCUAUGAAACAGGAGAACACCGUCGGCUUCAGUUCCCAACUGCUUGGCUACUCUCUUCUCGGUAAAGUGGAACUGUGCAAAGGAAUCCAUGCUGUCUUCCAUCAGAUGCCACUGAUGUGGACGUCUGGCUAUCUCAGCAGGGCCUUGGAAGUGAUGGAGAAAGUGUCUUUGUCACAUGGCGAUAUCAGACUGUCAAAAGAAGUAAUUGAAUUUCUGGAGGUGAUACUGCUGGACUGCUCCUCAGUUGUAGAGGCUACCACAACUGAAGGCACAGAUGACUCUCAGGAAACCAAGACCAAAGCAGCAGAUCUUGAUGACGAGGACCUAUUAGAGAGGGAAAAGCUAGCUGAAUACACAAACACAUUCAAAGAGCUGUGCAGUAGGCUUCAGUCGCUUGACAAGGUCGAUUCGAGGAGCAUGGUGACCCUUACCACCCACCUAGUUGACGAACAGCUAGCUUCAGUGGAGGGCGCCGACAUUGCACUGUACGAAAAGAAGCUCCAGGAGUGGGAGGAGGAGAGAGAGCAGCUCAUCAGGAGAGAGAGGGAAAUGAGAGAAAAGGCACGACUGGAACGAGAGGCCAGGCUGGCAGCCAAAGCGUCAGCGUAGUAUAAGAGUCUGACAAAAACAUCACAAAUUUGGACUCUUAAUGUCUUCUACAUGCCAGGUUUGGAACAGUUCAAACAGUCAUACGUCAUAGGGGACAUAUUCUAUUUUAAUUGGCUGGGUAUGUUCAAGAAUUCUCAUAAAUAGAAUAAAAUAGAAUUUUGUUGCAUUAGAUCCUAAAGACACAUUUGUAUUUUACCUGCACACCAGUAAUACACAAAAUACCCAUUUUUCAAAUUGUGAAGAUUGGCUACAUAUAUUUGAAUAAUGUGUAAAUCCCAGUAGUAGUGUAAUAGAUCUUUGUAGAUAAGUUAUAUCCUAAAUUGCUGUGCUUGAAAGAAUACUUUAAAAUCUGUAUUGGGGCAUUUGAGUAAAUAAUGUAAACAUGAAUGUAAACAGAUUAAAAUGUUAUAUAAUUCAGGAAUAAUCAUGCAAGGGGAAAAAAGGCAGACAUUCAGAAAACCUCAUUGGUUUCAUUCUGGAGACUUGUGAUUCAUGUGACUUUCCACAUCAGUUCUGAAUUAGCUACAGUUCAGUUAUUAAAAGUAGGUCCAACGUUUUGAAAACUUAUUAUGCAGACUAUCUCUUUCUGUAUAGGAAAUGAUUAACGUUGUAUUUACAAUAAUGAAAGAAAUUGUGUAAAAAAACCUGACAAAUUCUUAAUUAUAAAAUGAGAAAAAAGCUCAUCUAGCAUGUACACAUGUUCUGGGGCUAGUAAGAUAUUCAGUUUUGGGGGGCAACAAAUAUUAGAGUUUCUAUUAAAAUGAUGUUUUAAGGCAAGGGCAUUCUAUGCUUUGACUUGUUGUGGAGUAAUCCAUUGGCUAUAGGAUAUAUGAAAGUACUGUAGGUGCAAAUAGUUUUUUCUCUGCUGUUGGUUAUGCAGAGUUGUCAGUGCAGUCUGAGGAUUGCUGAAUUAAUCCAGCUCUUCUUUAAUAUUAAAAGAACAUAUAUUACAGUUAUGUCCUGAAUGUAUGUAAUUCGUGUUACACUGCUUUUUAAUUUCCUGUUGAUAUAUUUUGCAUGGUAUUGUCUACCUGUAAAUCCUUUUAUAAUGUCAGCAGUCUUUCCAUUUUAAAGUCUUUCCAGAUAAUUCUGUGCUGCAAAAUAAAAGGAAGAAAAGUGUGA